ACUAACCCUCUAUCUGUUACAACUAAACCUGCAUAUGGGGCAGGUUGUAAUAUUUCACCUGUCACCACGCUCUGUGGAAUUGUUCAAGAACGGUAGGUCCUACAAACAAACUUCCAGUGCACAUUUGUAGCAGAGAUAUGUAUGUUGCUUGUAUAAAAAUAUGAGCAGUAAAACUCAAAUGGUUUUAGAAAUAUUUAGCCAAAACCAAAAAGUGUUACUUCGUGCUCCCCUCUAGUUUGAAUGAACUGGACAAUAUAAUGUAAUGGACAAUUCUGCUUCCAACCUGUAGGGGGACUGAAGCGGGAAAAGUUCUCUAGCGUUGAUUUAAAAUUGUCCCCCGUGCGGCCUAAACACACUAACCAAAUUUAAAAAGAAUGGAAAGACCGUAAUUGUCAUGUCGUCACAUGACAGUCACCUUUCUGAAGCUAAACAUAACUGUCACGACCGCCACCUCACGAACAAUAUGACCAAAUGGAAAUCUAAAUGGGCACUGACAAGCUGUUUAAAAGCACCUGAAAUAACAUCACGUUAAAGAGUAUUACUGAGUGGACUAACAACAUGAUGGUGUAAAGUACCAUUGCACUGCCACGAUCAUUCGCACAAUGAGGAACUUCACCUUGAUGACAGUGUUACUUCUCUGCUGCCUCAGCUGGAUCUCCGUCUCAGUUUCUGAGUCUCAGACUGUGGAGGUUCAGCCUGGGGAAGACGUCACUCUGCUGUGCUCCAACUUUUCCAGUACUCCCUCUCAGAUAUAUUGGUUCAGAGCGGUCAAGAGAUCCCAGCCCCGCUGUGUCUCCUUCAUGUUCGAGGCUCCUGAGCCUGCUACACUCUGUGAUGGAUUUCAAAAUGGAAAAUUUGAAAUGACAUCCAACAUGUCUGCUGUUUUUCUCAAAAUCAAACAAGUGAAUUCAUCCGACUCUGGGCUGUAUUUCUGUGGAUAUAUCAUAACAAAAAACCUGGUUAUUGUCGAUGCGACAUAUUUAGAGGUUCAAGAUGUGUUUGAUGGAAUAACAAAGCUGAUGAGUGGGAUCCUGGGCGCUCUGACUGCUUUCCUCGCUAUGAUCAUCAUUUGUCAGGCUGUUAAAAUCAAAAAGCUUCAGAAAGCUCACAUUGAGGAACGGAAUCUACAACAGACAGAGAGUCUGGGCUCCGAUGAUCUGAACUAUGCAGCAGUGACCUUUCGCCCCAAAACAGAAAGAAACCACCGGCUGGCGCCAAAGACAGAAGUGGUGUCAACUGUUAUUUAUUCAGCCACCAGAUAGACUCA
Perca fluviatilis (European perch) is the source of this 1267-nucleotide messenger RNA. RefSeq lists its product as uncharacterized. Gene Ontology annotation, biological process: response to bacterium. The coding region runs from base 603 to 1262 and encodes 219 amino acids. Lineage: Eukaryota; Metazoa; Chordata; Actinopteri; Perciformes; Percidae. The transcript has 7 exons. The record is from RefSeq and is a predicted model, not a curated record.